AUGCGAAAAGAAAAAGACGGACACGUGAAACUUGAAAGUAGUGUUAGCGAAAAACCAGUGUUAGUUAAAGCCGAGCUAGUGUGGACUCAGUGCAGUGAGGUUGGAGAUCUCGCUUUUUGUAUCACGAAUCGUAUUGGGGGGAAUGGGAGUUUGCUGCGGCUGCUUUUUUAUUUUAGACUGAAUAGUGUAGAUAACCAGUUUGAUUACUUAUUCCUUUCUCAUUGUUACAGCAUAGGUCAUAUUGUAUUACUUAUUUUAUCAUUUUAA
This is a messenger RNA of Leptosia nina, 267 nucleotides long. The record is from the annotation of a GenBank genome assembly. NCBI's taxonomy places the organism in Eukaryota, Metazoa, Arthropoda, Insecta, Lepidoptera, Pieridae.